AUGUCCUCUCACACAGAAUCCAAUGCUGCCAUGGAACUUGCAUACAACAAGAUGCAAGACAUUGUCUCCAAGGCGUUGAAGAUGCAAGAUGGCCACCCAGAGCAUCAGAAGCAGGCAUUUUCUUUAGCAAUUGAACUUUCAUCAGUGUUAGGUUCUCAUGGCCGAUCGGCCACAUUAAUCCUGCUGAUGGUGUUGUCCAUUGCCACAGAGGUCAAGGACACCACCUACCAGAGAAAGUUCUUGAGGUCGAUUGACUGGCGAUCGCUACGACAUGAUGACCCUCGUAUCGACGACCACCCCUUCAAGGAAAAAGCUCGUGUGUACAUCGCUAACCAUACAGUCGAACCAGCAACCAUGCCAUCUUUGGCAACCGGAUUUUCAGACAUGGCAUCUACAUCUGCAGCUGCUGCCAUGUUGGAGGUCAAUCCUAAUCCCACAGCGAAGCCAGACCACAUCGCCCGACAUUUCCAUACUACCCCCCCUCGCCCAUCUCAGAUUCAAUCUCACACAUCCUCCCGGCCUCGAUCAUUUGGACCUGUAUCCAGCUUGACGGAAACAAAGGGCAAGGGCAAGGGCAAGGGAAAGGGAAAGGAAGCUAAACCAUCGACACCCUAUCGGCUGAUCAUCUCCCAAUCCACUCGCCAAAAACACUCUUGA
Suillus plorans is the source of this 657-nucleotide messenger RNA. RefSeq lists its product as uncharacterized. NCBI's taxonomy places the organism in Eukaryota, Fungi, Basidiomycota, Agaricomycetes, Boletales, Suillaceae. The record is from RefSeq and is a predicted model, not a curated record. The transcript is spliced from 2 exons. Bases 1 to 657 code for a protein of 218 amino acids.